AUGGUAUCUAGACAGGCACAAAGACGUUUGAACAAGGAAUACAAGGCUAUUACAGCCAACCCUCCGCCAUAUAUCAUAGCUAAGCCCAAUGAUGAGAACAUACUCGAGUGGCAUUAUGUGAUCACCGGCCCACCUAAGACACCCUACGAAAAUGGCCAAUAUCACGGUGUCCUCCGAUUCCCCCUGGACUAUCCGUUCAAGCCUCCAUCGAUUUCGAUUAUCACUCCUAAUGGACGUUUUUCCUGCAAUACUCGCCUUUGUUUGAGCAUGAGUGAUUACCAUCCGGACACAUGGAAUCCAACAUGGAGUGUGCUGACCAUUUUAACUGGCCUUUUGAGUUUUAUGACUGGAAAUGAACAGACAACGGGCUCCAUUAGCACUACCGAUUCCGUGAAGGUUAAGUUGGCGGCGGAGAGCAUCAAGUAUAAUACUUAUGAGAGUACCCGUUUUGCAGCCAUUUUUCCAGAGUUACUUGCGCAAAACAAAGCUGAUAUAUUGGCCGCUGAAGCAGAGAAACAGGAGCAGGCUCUUUUGAUGGCAAGUGCUUCCAAGCAAUCUUCUGGCGCCUUGGAGGCUGCAGACUUAGACCCCGAAGAUAGAGCACGCCUUCUAGUUCAGCAAGAAGAUGUUAAGCCCAGAAACUUCCCCAUUACCGUGGUGGGAGUAUUGUUAGCGGCAGUUUGUGCCCUUUAUGCUUACAUAUCAUGA
This is a messenger RNA of Australozyma saopauloensis, 708 nucleotides long. Its product is annotated as E2 ubiquitin-conjugating protein. Bases 1 to 708 code for a protein of 235 amino acids. NCBI's taxonomy places the organism in Eukaryota, Fungi, Ascomycota, Pichiomycetes, Serinales, Metschnikowiaceae. The record is from RefSeq and is a predicted model, not a curated record. The transcript has a single exon.